AUGUCAUCGGUGCUAAAAAGUCUACCAUCGAAAGGUAGAUUAGCACAAGCAAGGAAGCUUACUUCAGAAAUAUUUGAAGAGUAUUGGAAUCCAACCGCAAAAAGAAAUCCUGCAAAAAUUUUAAAGGCUCCAUUGAAAGGACCAGAAGUUAUAAAAUAUUAUGGUGAUAAUAAUGCAGUCCCAACAUUCAAAGAUUUCAAAAAGUGGUUUCCAGAAUUAAAAUUAGUUGAUCCAAGAGAGGCUCAUAGAACAUUUAUGGUUGAAGAUAGGAAAAGAAGAAAUAAAGGUGCUCCAAAGAAAAAGAAAGCAUAA
Lodderomyces pseudojiufengensis is the source of this 312-nucleotide messenger RNA. Its product is annotated as mitochondrial 37S ribosomal protein mS33. Gene Ontology annotation, cellular component: mitochondrion. The record is from RefSeq and is a predicted model, not a curated record. The transcript has a single exon. Bases 1 to 312 code for a protein of 103 amino acids. Lineage: Eukaryota; Fungi; Ascomycota; Pichiomycetes; Serinales; Debaryomycetaceae.